Penicillium olsonii is the source of this 1446-nucleotide messenger RNA. The record is from the annotation of a GenBank genome assembly. Lineage: Eukaryota; Fungi; Ascomycota; Eurotiomycetes; Eurotiales; Aspergillaceae.
AUGCCUUUCGGUCAGACGAUCGCCGUGAUUGAUAAGUCCGGCAAAGUCGUGAGCACCAGUAAACAGCUCUUCGGAGUGUUCAGCCAGGCCAAAAAUGCCUAUCGGGAGCGCAAGGCCGACUUUCAGUCCGAGCGAAACGCCAAGCUCGCAGAGCAACAGGCCCUAGAAGGACUGGCCCAUUAUCAGAUCGAAGACGCGCCCACAGAGGUCUCAGGAAGAAGCCGCGCCAGAUCCCGGCAUGGAGGCCGCAGCCGCGCCCCGUCGCGCUAUUAUGAUGACGAUGAGGAUCGGACUGUCGUGUCGCGACGGGAAUCCCAUUACGGGGAUACCCGGACCAUCGGUCGUCGCCAUACCCACCAUGAUGUCAGCCUCCGAGAGGCGCCUCGCCCGCCAACGGCUCGAUCCAACUCGGAGGCGCAUAUUGAUAUGGAUCUUGCAUAUGGGGACGCAUCCCAUGCAGCCCUAUCGCGUUACACCCCGCCCGAACCACAGAACGACCAAAAGCAACUCGACGGUCUGGUCACCCGUGCCCAGUGGCUUUUGGAAGAAGCACACUGCGUUCACCAUGGAGCGACAGCCACCAUCGCUCACCUCCAGAAGGACCCAGAUGCCAUGGCCGCCGUCGCCCUGACGCUGGCGGAGAUCAGCAACCUGGCGCGCAAAAUGGCCCCCUCCGCCCUGACCAGUCUCAAGGCGGCGGCACCGGCCAUCUUCGCCCUCCUCUCCAGCCCUCAGUUCCUGAUCGCCGCCGGUGUUGGCUUAGGCGCCACCGUGGUCAUGUUUGGAGGAUACAAGAUCAUCCAACGGAUCAAAGGUGGCACAGACGCAGUUGACGAGGCUGGAGAGCCUGCUCCACCCCAGCAGGAAGCUGAAAUGGAGGAGCUGAUUGAAUUCAACACGGAAGCACUGAGCUCAGUCGAGAUGUGGAGACGGGGUGUCGCCGACGAACAAGCCGAUAGUGUCGGAACCUCCGUCGACGGCGAGUUCAUCACGCCCACUGCGGCAGCAAUGUCCGGCAUUGACAUGGCCAAUGCACGCGAACAACGCGACCCUCGAUUCAAAUUCGACGAAGAUGUAUCCGUCGCCUCCUCGCGCCGCUCUCGUCGCUCACGAUCAACCAGAGCACCAACCCACGCCCCUUCACAUGCCCCAUCUGGCCGAUCUGAACGAUCCGAACGACACGAGCGCAGAUCCAGAGCCCCCUCCGAAGCUCCAAGUGGCUUCUUCGGUCGAAGCUCAUCCCGCUCCAGAGCCCCGAGCAUGGCACCAAGCAAGUCACGCAGCAGAGCGCCCAGUCGUGGCCCAAGCCAUGCACCCAGUCGAGCGUCUAGCAAAUCCCGCAGCCGGGCCCCAUCCAAGGUUGGGACCUUUAUCUCCGAAACUGAAAAACGUCCAAAGGAGAAGAAGAAGGGUCCCAGCCGAUUACGACUCAUGUUCACCUCCUAA